Aureobasidium melanogenum CBS 110374 is the source of this 2013-nucleotide messenger RNA. RefSeq lists its product as uncharacterized. The record is from RefSeq and is a predicted model, not a curated record. The coding region runs from base 1 to 2013 and encodes 670 amino acids. The transcript has 2 exons. NCBI's taxonomy places the organism in Eukaryota, Fungi, Ascomycota, Dothideomycetes, Dothideales, Saccotheciaceae.
AUGUCUGAAGAGACAGGAAUGUACGGCGAGUUCGGCCAGGCGCUGGAGCCGGUGGGCAGCGGGAGCAAGCGCAAGCGUACGAUGGAAUGGGCCAUGGAGGUGCCUGAGGCCGAUGUGCGUCUACUCGUCGAGUCGCAGUCGAGUCCCGACGAGAGACAGCACGACCAUGAUCAUGACCAGGAUUACGACCACGACCACGACCACGACCACCAUGACAGCCACACACCCAAGCGUAGCCGCCCAUCGCCAUCACCCAAGCAGCAGCAGCAGCAGCCUCGCAGCAUCCGCCGCAAAGACGCCCGCUACGGCCUUUCGUCGCUGAACAAGCGCCAGGCUGAGCCCGCCGACGUGCGCAGCGUCGACAACACACGUCCCUCCCGCUUCCAAGAAGGCAGCAUGUCAGACAAGCCCAGCGCCCAGCCGCCCAGUGUCUUUACUCGCGACCACUCGAUCCACGCCCUCUCCGGUCUGGCCAAUGUCGACGAUCUGAUGACCCAAUAUCACCAAGAGAACUCGACUCCGGCAGUCUACCACUCCCUCAGACCUGCCGCCAACCAUCCUCUCCAGCACGACUCGGUCGACUCUGGCCCAGCUCCACCUUUCAGUGCCCCUACCUUCGACUCGAUUGCUCCCUCGACAACCCCAUCUGUCAAGCCCGGCGGCGGUCUCUUCCGUUUUGGCAAGAUGUUUGCAUCAACCUUCAACCCGGCAAACGUAUGGGAGUCCUUCUCACGCACCUGGAAAGAGUCCAAGGAAGAUCUUACUGUUAGAAACAUUGAAGAGAACCGCAAGCGUGCUCAGGACGACAAGGCCAUGUAUGAACAGGCAUAUCAGGAACUUAAGAAGUCCGGCCAGUUCAACUUCACCGUUGUGCCCAACAAGGCUCUGACCUCGCCUCGCCUCGGUGGAAACAGCCAUUUCGACUCACCCGUACGCCAGCCUCUGACUUCUCCCCGUCAUGCUGCCGCCUAUGCUCAUCUACGCCCUGAUGCCGACUUCCCCUAUCCGCGUGAUACCUCUCUUGAUUCGGCCACCGAUUCUGCUGCACCACCACAGUUGGCUGCUCUGUUCAACCGAGACAGCGACCCGCCCACAGAGCCAAAGUCACCUCAACAUCUGUCUCCCGAGAAGCCUUUGAACAAACGCAAGUCAUUCUUCACCUUGCGUGGUGCUUCUCUUCGUGCACCUUCCUUGAGCUCUCUCAGGCGUGGUCGCUCCCAUGUCAAUUUGAGUGAGACUAUUGUACGCUCCUCAGAGGACAACGCCAACAGGACUCCGUCUAUGUCACCUGAGAAGCCUGUCCCUCACAAUCACCUCACCCUCCAAUCGCUGCCUCGCACUCAGUCCAAGAAGGAGCUCAAUCGAGCAGUGAAGCUGAACAAGCGUGUCAGUGAUCUCGAGGCCAAACUUGCCGACGCUCGUCGUGAGUUGAACAACGCCAUCACCAACGCCUCUCCUCUUCCACCCCUUCCGUCACGCUUCGAGAAGUUCACUCCUACCUCCAAAUCCAAAUUCACUAGGGCUAGAUUUGGUUUGAGUGGUAGCAAGUUACCUUCUCUUCCUUCGGAAAGCCUGAUUCAAGCAGAGUCUCUCGCUGAAGCCCAGAACACUCCUUCGCUCGUCAGACCGAAGCCGACUCACUCUCAGUCCUUUGACUUGACUCACCUUCGAAGCCCUGCGCAACAAAGAGAGUCUGUCAUUGUGCUCGAUACUCCUCGCUCGGAGAUCCAGUCCUUCUUGCCUGUCGAUUACGACGAUCAAGCUCCAAUGGAUCCAGCCGCUCUUGCCUCGUCCGAGAUUGCGGACCAAAGUGAAGCUGAGAAUCGCCCUAGCUUGGAUGACAAGCUCAGAGCCAUAGAUGCUAGCAUCAAGUCCAGAAUCAAGAAAACCCCUACCAAGAAGCGCAAGAGUGCUUCCAAGGAUGACGAUACUUACAAGCCUCCAGCACACGAAGAGGAAGACGAACUAGAGUACAUCAAGGAGAAACCAAAGAAGAAGCCAGGACAGCAGUAA